GGCCCGGCGGCCCGGGAAUCCCCUCCUCCUCCGGUGGCGGUGGCCAGCCCGAGCCGGGCGGCCGUGCUGUCGUCGUGCCUGCGGGCGUCGGGUCGAGGUGGAGGAGGAGAGCCCCAGGGCCUCGCCCCCGCCCGCCGCCCGGGUCCCAGCGGCGAGGCUCCCGCUGCGGCCGGAGGGCAGGUGUGAUAAUGGGCUGCAUUAAAAGCAAAGAGAACAAAAGUCCGUCCAUGAAGUACAGAACUGAGAUCACCCCGGAGCCCACCAGUGCCGAUGUCAGCCCCCGUGGAGCCGAGCUCAGUGCCGUGGCACCUGCCCCCUCAGCCAAGGGGGCGUCUGUCAGUUUCAACAGUCUCGCUAUGACGCCAUUUGGAGGGUCCUCCGGGGUGACACCCUUUGGAGGGACAUCUUCCUCUUUCUCAGUGGUGCCAAGCUCCUACCCUACGGGCUUAACAGGUGGAGUCACUGUGUUUGUGGCCUUAUACGACUAUGAAGCGAGGACCACAGAGGAUCUCUCAUUCAAGAAGGGGGAAAGGUUUCAGAUAAUUAACAAUACGGAAGGGGACUGGUGGGAAGCGCGGUCCAUCGCCACAGGGAAGAACGGCUACAUCCCUAGCAACUACGUAGCCCCCGCAGACUCCAUCCAGGCGGAAGAAUGGUAUUUUGGGAAAAUGGGGAGAAAAGAUGCUGAAAGGUUACUGCUGAAUCCUGGGAAUCAACGAGGCAUUUUCUUAGUAAGAGAGAGUGAAACUACUAAAGGUGCUUAUUCUCUCUCUAUCCGUGACUGGGACGAGGUGAAGGGGGACAAUGUGAAGCAUUACAAAAUCAGAAAACUUGACAAUGGGGGAUACUACAUCACAACCAGAGCGCAGUUCGACACUCUGCAGAAACUGGUGAAACACUACACAGAACAUGCUGAUGGCUUGUGCCAUAAGUUGACAACUGUGUGUCCGACUGUGAAACCCCAGACGCAAGGCCUAGCAAAAGACGCCUGGGAAAUCCCACGAGAUUCUCUGAGACUAGAGGUGAAGCUGGGACAAGGAUGCUUUGGUGAAGUGUGGAUGGGGACAUGGAAUGGAACCACAAAAGUAGCCAUCAAGACACUGAAGCCGGGUACCAUGAUGCCUGAAGCCUUUCUUCAGGAGGCCCAGAUAAUGAAGAAGCUGAGACAUGAUAAGCUUGUCCCUCUCUAUGCUGUUGUUUCUGAAGAGCCGAUUUACAUUGUCACUGAAUUCAUGUCAAAAGGAAGCCUGUUGGAUUUCCUGAAGGAAGGAGACGGCAAGUAUCUGAAGCUCCCACAGCUGGUCGACAUGGCUGCUCAGAUUGCGGAUGGCAUGGCGUACAUUGAAAGAAUGAACUAUAUUCAUCGAGACCUUCGAGCUGCUAAUAUUCUCGUAGGAGAAAAUCUUGUGUGCAAGAUAGCAGACUUUGGUUUAGCAAGGUUAAUCGAAGACAAUGAAUACACAGCAAGGCAAGGUGCAAAGUUUCCAAUCAAAUGGACCGCGCCCGAGGCCGCGCUGUAUGGCCGAUUUACAAUCAAGUCUGACGUCUGGUCCUUCGGGAUCCUGCAGACAGAGCUGGUCACGAAGGGCCGAGUGCCCUACCCAGGUAUGGUGAACCGAGAAGUGCUGGAGCAGGUGGAGCGAGGAUACAGGAUGCCUUGCCCUCAGGGCUGUCCGGAAUCCCUCCAUGAAUUGAUGAACCUUUGUUGGAAGAAGGACCCUGACGAAAGGCCGACAUUUGAAUACAUUCAAUCCUUCCUGGAAGACUACUUCACUGCUACAGAGCCACAGUACCAGCCGGGAGAAAAUUUAUAAUCCAAGCUGCCUCUCUUAGACGCACAGAUCUGCCCAGUAUGAAAAAUGUGUGUCGACUUGCUCACACACGGGCCAGGAGACCCUCCUCAUGCUGCAUGUUUUUAACGGUAACUGGAAUCCCAGACACAGUGGCACAAGACCGCUCUUUACCCCCAAGUGUUAAACUCAAAAGCAUCCGUGAUUAAUUCUCCAGCUUAUUUUCAGGGUCCAAAGAAACUAUAGCUAAGGUGUGGGAAAUAGUGUGAGUGAUAGCAUGGGAAGGAGGAGCAGCAAGACAGCCAUUUAUCAGCCCUUUCAUCCCCAAAGGCAGAAUCAUUAAUAGUGAGUAUUUAUCACUAUAGACAAACCCUUGGAAAUAGGCUAUAGGAAAAGAUAAAAUUAAGGAACUUCAUGGGACCAAACAAUUCCAUUCCAGUUUUUCUUUUUAAUUUCUCAGUAUCUGCAAAAGUUUUUUGUUUGUUUUUCUAAAUUGAGUAGUUGAGAGGCGUCCUCACACGUGCCAUCCUCUGCCUGGAGGCGAAGCAAGUGUUUAGAGGCAGAGAAGAAUACAAACAGCGUCCGAAGCUGGAUUUAAUGUUAGAGCACAGCCGUGAGGUGUGAAAGUGUGACGCUGUGCUCAUACCUGUGGACCUGAGAGUAAAGUCCUCACUUGAAUCUGUUCAGAAGAGUGAAGAUAACUUGAGCGUGAACUGGCCUUUCACAAGGGUGUGUGGAUCUGCUUCAAGUCACUGUCUGAUUAACACUGUACCGUGGAAGUGAGUAGCGCGUGGUCAGCAGUAGCAGGAAGGAAUGAGACCCAGCGCUUACGCGGUCCCUUGAAAAGCAGGCAAGGCCUGUGAGGGAUCGCUGAGAUGUGCUGAUGGUGACAGGCACCGCCAGUGGGAAGUGCCGCUAGAUCAGGGAGCUGAAUGCACUUUUGCUCAUAGUAAAUAUAAACUAGCAGAGAGGGAAUUAUUUAGAAAUAGGAGAAGAGAAUGGGGAAGUCUUACAGAUAGGAGAAUGGGAUGUCAUGUUUAAUGUCGAUGGUAUAGACCGACAGAGAUGGCUUUGCUGGCACUCAAAGCUUACCUAUUUCCUGAAAUUUUAAGAAGAUGAGGUAUAACUAUAAAACUGUUAAUUCUUAACAUAAACACUAAGUAGAGUUAUAGCCUCAAAGCAACUAGGUUGAUUAAGUCUCCCCACUAAUCCCAGGCACGUAGCUUUAUGCAAAGCCUCCAUCAAACCCCGGUUUCCAAAUCUUCUUAUGAAUCUACAUUCAUCUUAAAAUGAUGUACUUGGUGAUCAUUUUUUCCUUUUUAGAAUUAGGUUUAUUUGGGGAGGGAAAUGUCUUCAUGAUAGCAGUGGUGAAAGGGGGCAUGUCUUUGCCUAUUUAAAUUGCAGAAGUGAGUCAUACAGAAUAAGACAAUUUUUGUUUGUUUUAUUUUAGGGGGAAAAAAUGUCAGAAUAGGACUUUCAGAAGUGCCACUAAUGGUUUGCAUCUAGCAGAGGGACUGAGUCUGACAAAGCUGUGUUCAUGUUUCAAAGUAGUCUCUUCUACAGUCAGGCUUUAGCUAUACAGGCCUUAUAUUUUAGGAAGAUCAUCUUUUUUUUUUAUUACUCUGGCUUAUGGUCGUGGAGGGGAUUGAACCUGGGACUCUGGAGCCUCAGGCAUGAGAGUCAGUUUGCAUAACCAUGAUGCUGUCUCCCCCUGCCCCAGGAAUGUCAUUUUUAACCCUCAUCACUUACGUGAUUUAAUCAUUAACUUAAGAGUUCUGUGCCAUGGCACCUGUGCUUGGUUCAUAUUUUUACAAUGUGGGGGACAGAUGACCUUCACGCCGGUUGACAGCCCUCUGGUACUAAACAUUGUGGUGAUCUGUGGUGUUUACACGACCAGCUUAGUAUUGAAUUCCUCCUGCAAGAUCUUCCUUCCUCCAAAGACUGUCUUCAUCAUUGACCUCCAGUGUCUACAGCCUGGGACACUAGAUUCUUAAAGGGCUUUCUGUGAACUGUGACACUAUAAUUUUUCUAAGUAUUUUAAAAAGGAUAACAAAGCUCUAUGUCUAUGUACUAAUUCUGUUUCAGGAAAAGUUGAUAUGGUCUCGUUAGGCUUCAGCUGAAUAGAGCAGUCCCUCAUAGUAUUGGUUGUAUAUUAAGGAAAUAAAACACUAACUUAAUGUGUAUUCACUUUAAAUGAUUAUGUAUUUUUAAAUUGACAAGAAAAAUAAACAACUUUGUAUAUUUGAA
This is a messenger RNA of Erinaceus europaeus (western European hedgehog), 4037 nucleotides long. RefSeq names its product YES proto-oncogene 1, Src family tyrosine kinase (gene YES1). Gene Ontology annotation, biological process: protein phosphorylation; innate immune response; cell surface receptor protein tyrosine kinase signaling pathway. Bases 189 to 1814 code for a protein of 541 amino acids. The record is from RefSeq and is a predicted model, not a curated record. The transcript has 12 exons. NCBI's taxonomy places the organism in Eukaryota, Metazoa, Chordata, Mammalia, Eulipotyphla, Erinaceidae. Gene Ontology annotation, cellular component: extrinsic component of cytoplasmic side of plasma membrane. Gene Ontology annotation, molecular function: signaling receptor binding; ATP binding; non-membrane spanning protein tyrosine kinase activity.